Puccinia graminis f. sp. tritici CRL 75-36-700-3 is the source of this 1059-nucleotide messenger RNA. RefSeq lists its product as uncharacterized. The record is from RefSeq and is a predicted model, not a curated record. The coding region runs from base 1 to 1059 and encodes 352 amino acids. NCBI's taxonomy places the organism in Eukaryota, Fungi, Basidiomycota, Pucciniomycetes, Pucciniales, Pucciniaceae. The transcript has 5 exons.
AUGGCUGUUGAAGCGGACAGAUUGCUCAAGAAGGACUCAAAUCACAACAACAAUAUCUCAAUUGCCAAGAAUCAUAUUUGGUGCUUCUGUCACAAGCUGGCCCUCAUCCUCAAUGCUGGUCUCAAAUCAAUCGCGGAAUCAUCCGAGUCAGGCCAAGUGGACCCAAUGGCCAACCCCUUUGAUCAAGAUGGUUUUGUAGAUGAUUCAGACUCUGAUGACAGCGAAGACAAAGGACCAGCAGUUAGGGAGUUGAAUGUUAUUGAGAAGAUAUUGAAGAAGUUCAAGAGCCGCAAGCGGGGGUAUAUUGCACAGAAUGUCAUCAAAAAACUGAUUGAAAACGAGCAAGACAGACAAGAUCACGAGGGAGGCAAGAACCACUUCAACGAAUACGAAAUCACACAAAGCGACUGGGACAUUGUCAAGAAAUUGAAUGAUAUCAUCAGUGAAUUCUAUUAUGUCACUAAGAAGAUGGAGGGCGACAUCCCAUCGGCAUCAAUGGUCCUCGCUAAAUACCGGCUCCUGCAACAAUACCUAGAGGGCAAGCUCAGCACCAUCAAUGAGGAUGAAUUCAAGAACAUGAUCAACACCAUGCUCAAAAAAAUCAAUACCUACAUCAACAAGGCUCUUGCAUGUGAUGCCAUUCUUCUCGCCACAGCUCUCAACCCCAGCUACCGCCUGUCAAUGAUCCAGAAGUGGUACCCCUUGGCCUUCCCCCGCGCACAAGCCAUUCUUGAAGCCAAAUUCCAACAACGCAAACAGGCACUCAAUGACCAGGAUGCAAGAGAUGAAGACACACCUCCACCCAAAAAGAACACAACCCUGGCCCCCGGUGGUGGACUGGAGGAAGAUGUCAACUUUUUUUUGGAUGCUGCCAACGCUGAAACAGAUACGGUAUCUGCCAUGUAUCUGCCAUGUAUCACUAUUGUUGAUGCUGCGCCAGAGAACUACGACAAACUGGCAGCAUACCUUGGGGGCAAGUAUUGGCUCCCCUCUUCACAGGCUGCUGACUGCUUAACUUGGUGGAAGUUGGGUUCGUUCAUUUCAUAUUUCAAGUUCUGA